CCUCACAGCUGGAAAGUGACAGUCAGUAUUUAAAAGGGGGUCAGUCUGACGGUUUACCUGUCAGAUUGUUAAUGCUUGUAUUUAAUAGUCUUUUACAAACAACAUAGCCUACUGUUUAUAAUUUUUUAGCUUGUACAGUAGAAUAAGUUUGAGCAUUUUGGCACACAUUAUGGACAAAGAGCGAGCCACAAUGAUUGCAUUCUGGAAGGAACAUUCUCAGCAUGCCACAGUAGAAGAGAUGAUGCUGGACUCCAAAGCGCAGCAGCUGACCAAGCAUGAGCUGCCUGAGAUCCUGGAGAUGCUGCCCAGCCUAGAUGGCAUUGAUGUGUUGGAACUAGGUGCUGGCAUUGGACGAUACACAAGUCACCUCAUUGGCAAGGCACGUCAUGUGACGGCCGUGGACUUUAUGGAGAACUUUGUGGAAAAAAACAAGGAAAAGAACAGUCACCUUGGAAAUGCCGAGUUUAUCCAAGCAGAUGUCACACAUCUGGAAUUCCCAGAAAGGAGUUUUGACCUGAUUUUUUCGAACUGGCUGCUCAUGUACCUGAGUGAUGCAGAGCUGUGCUCACUAACAGAGAAGAUGCUGUCCUGGCUUCGUCCCAGCGGUUACCUCUUCUUCAGAGAAUCCUGUUUUCACCAAUCAGGGGACAGUAAGAGAGACUUUAACCCCACUCACUACCGUAGUCCUGCCCAUUACAACCAUCUAAUAACAUCAGUCAUAUGGGUGGAGUCAGGGGACGGGUGUAAACAAUCCUAUGGGUUUGAUACAGUUCUAAGCAGAACUGUACAGACCUACAUUAAGAUGAAGAAGAACCAGAAUCAAGUGUGUUGGCUGAUGCAGAAAGCUUGCCGGGACUUGGUCCAGCAGCACCAAGGACUCUUCAGCACUUUCCAGCAGUUCCUGGACAACCAACAGUACACACGCAGGGGAAUUCUCCGAUAUGAGAAGAUGUUUGGCUCUGGUUACGUCAGUACUGGUGGACCCAGCACCACCAAGGAGUUUGUUGCCUUGCUGAGCCUUAGGCCAGGACAAAAAGUUCUUGAUGUGGGAUGUGGAAUUGGUGGAGGGGAUUUCUACAUGGCCAAGACCUUUGGGGUAGAUGUUUUGGGAAUGGACUUGUCAUCAAACAUGGUGGAGAUCGCUAUGGAGAGGGCUGUGAUAGAAAAACUACCAUCUGUGCAGUUUGAGGUGUCAGACGCUACUAAGAGAAGAUUUCCAGAUAGCUCAUUUGAUGUAGUUUACAGCAGAGACACCAUUCUGCACAUCAGUGAUAAACUUGGACUCUUCAAAAAAUUUCAUUCAUGGUUAAAGCCUGGUGGGAAGCUGCUAAUCAGUGAUUACUGCUGUGGAGAGAAGCCAUGGUCUCCUGUCUUUCAUGAGUAUGUUAACCAGAGAGGUUACAUCCUCUAUACACCACAGACAUAUGGCAAGUUCUUGGAAAAGGCCGGGUUCACUAAUGUGAGAGCAGAAGACAGAACUGCCCAGUUCAUUGAGGUGAUAAAGGCUGAGCUUAAGAGAGCAGAGAAGACUAAAGCAGAAUUUAUACAGGAGUUUUCCCAGGAGGACUAUGAUGAUAUAGUAAAUGGUUGGAAAGAAAAGUUGCAGCGCUGUGAAGCUGGAGAUCAACGCUGGGGUCUAUUCAUUGCCGACAGAGACUGAAUGAAUAAGAAAGCCAACUCCUGCGGGAUCUAUAGAGCUUGUGCAGCUAUGUCACAUUGUCACAUGAUUUUUGUCGAUUUGGUCAUCUUGCCGGUCGUAUUCGCACCUCUACAGUUGUCAACCUUCCUAUUCCUUCUCUUGAGUUAAAAAAUUUUGCUUUAUCUAAGGUUAUAAAUAUUAUUCAUAAUACUUUAUCCUGUAUGCAGGACAUGAGGCAGGGUACACUCUGGAUGGGUGCCAAUCCAUUGCAGGACACACAUAAAUACACACACUCACAUUCACACACUGCAGGCAAUUUGGAAAUGCCAUUAAACCUAACCUGCAUGUCUUUGGACUGUGGGAGGAAACCGCCUGUGUUACAUGCCAAAGUGCCCUUGAGUUACUAUCCUGUGGUUUAUCAAAACUGUAAGACUACAAAACAAAGCAAAUAUGAUUUUAGUCUGUAAUAAUCUAUGACUUGUGAUGAACAGCCAAAGAUUAAAUGUGUGUUUAGAUUCAUAUUUAAGUAUCGGACAACAUUCAAUUAAUCAUUUGUCCCCCAAAGCUGUUAUAAUGCACUAAAUAACCAACAACUGAUACGAUUGUACUAGAUUAGCCGCAUUUGAGAAAAUAAGCUGUUCUCACAUUUACUAAGGUCUGAAAAGAAUAAAUUUUAAAACAGUCUAA
Clarias gariepinus (North African catfish) is the source of this 2326-nucleotide messenger RNA. It is a transcript of the gene pmt, whose product is annotated as phosphoethanolamine methyltransferase. NCBI's taxonomy places the organism in Eukaryota, Metazoa, Chordata, Actinopteri, Siluriformes, Clariidae. The transcript has 12 exons. The record is from RefSeq and is a predicted model, not a curated record. The coding region runs from base 170 to 1660 and encodes 496 amino acids.